Messenger RNA from Passer montanus (Eurasian tree sparrow), 512 nucleotides. RefSeq names its product atherin-like. NCBI's taxonomy places the organism in Eukaryota, Metazoa, Chordata, Aves, Passeriformes, Passeridae. Bases 1 to 294 code for a protein of 97 amino acids. The record is from RefSeq and is a predicted model, not a curated record. The transcript is spliced from 2 exons.
AUGCCGGCACCGCGGGCCCUGCGCGCCGCCGCUCCGCGCUCUGCGGGCGCGCAGCCCCCGCCCGGCCCUUUCUACCCGUGCGAGGGGCCGGGCCGCGCCUCCGGGGGCGGGGGCCGAGGGACAACUCCCCCCAGGCCGCCCCCAGCACUGGCGGCAGCGCGGGGGCGGCUCCCGGCGAGGGGCGUGAUGGAGAUGCCGGCGCCGGGAAUGCCGAGGCGGAAGAGGCUUUGCAGAGGAUGCUGGAAGGGUGAGAUAGCAGAGGAAAUUUCUCCUCAUUCCUCUGGCAAGAAGUGACCCUGUUGGCUGUCUGCUGUCCUCAAUGGCACACAGGGGAAAUCUGUGAGAAGGUGCCACCAAACUGAAACCUGCUCAAGGGGUCAGGAAACUAGGGAAUGGAACAGGAAAAGGCAGAGAGCAAGCAGUGUGACAGAAUAAACACUGCAGGUAAGUAUAGCAUGAAACAGUGGGGCACAAUGAAGUAGGAAAGGAACAAAAAUGUGGAGUUGUGAUGA